AUGUUCUUCAAAUUUUUAAUAUUCUUGUCUUCGCUCGCGUUGGCUGUUGAUCCCAAGACAGUCUUCGAUUCCAAUGGUAUUUCAUUGUGGGAAAAAAUUGAGGAGUUGGAGAGACAAUUGCUAGAUACAGGAACCCUCAGCGGUCUCGUCAAUCCAUGUGCAAGCAACUCUUUUGCCGACCCUAACGAAGGUCGCCAAACAUCUGCCGAAUGGGUUCGAAUUGUCUUCCAUGAUGCUAUCACUAAAGGGAUUGCUGGUCCUGGUUUAGGUGGUCUUGACGCCUCCGUCAGCUUCGAAUCCGAACGGGCUGAGAAUGCGGGAGGAAAGCAGUUCAUCAACGUUACCAUUGCACAGUUCAACGUAUUUCAAUCGGUCUAUUUUUCUAUGGCAGACUUGAUCGGAGUCGGUCUCAUUACCUCCUUAGCAACCUGUGAUGGAACACAUAAGCUUUUGCCGCUUCGAAUGGGUAGAAUUGAUGCCACUGGACCGGGACCUGCUGGUGUCCCAGGCCCGGCUGAUACUUUGGCUUUCUCUCUGGCGGCGUUCAACAGGGCAGGUUUCAGUCAAGCAGAGAUGAUUCAAUCAAUUGCCUGCGGACAUUCCCUUGGCGGAGUUCACGGAAAGAACUUUCCUGAUAUUGGUGGCCCAUUCAGGCCUGAUUCGGGACCUGACCCAGCUAAUCUUGAUCCCACCAACACAUUCGGACGCAAGGCAUUUGGUACCACACCAGCGGCAUUUGAUCAUCUCGGUAUUGCUGAAUAUCUUGAUGGUACUGGCCUUAAAGGUGGGCCGCUAGUUGUCGGACUCAACGACACAGAAAACUCCGAUAAACGCAUCUUCAAAUCAGAUGGAAAUGUUACUAUGAAUGCCCUCCGUUCUGCAACAGCAUUCCGAAAUACCUGCUUCACAGUUUUCGAUAAAAUGGUCAACACGGUCCCAGCAGCUGUUACACUCUCCGACCCUGUCGUCGUUAGACCGUGGACAAUGCUUGAAAGCCAGCUAGAUCUUACUUCCACAGGUACAGUCAACUUUACAGGCAAGAUUGCCGCUCAUGGGACACCGGCACCACCAUCUUUUGCCACUUAUCAGUAUGGUACAACUGGUGGUGGAAAUACUGGCUCAAGAACCAGCCAGGUCGGAGUUGUGCAACCUGGUUUCACCUUCGGUGGUGGUCAGCCAGCUCCCACCGACUCGCUCUAUAUCGGUCUGGGCGUCAUCAAACACUACCCUUUCUGGGACGCUCUCUUUGAGCCUGUAAAUUCAGUGAGCAUCACAACAUCUGGUAGCACCUAUACCGGCGACAUCAACGUUGGAAUCUUUGUCAUUCCAUCCAUGUCUUUCUUCCAGGGCACAGACAUCAUGCUUCGAGUAGCCGUUCUCUCCUCCCUCACUACCUCCUCCUCUGUGAUCAACGUUAUCGCUUGGUCGCGCGUCGCCCAAACCAAUUCCCUGGCUUUCAGAAUCAUCAGUACCACUCAGACGCUCACGUUCGAGAAGACCGUUGGUAGUUAUAAGAUCUAUAAAACUACGCUCUUUUCGGGCCUUGCGUCCCCAAUCUUCCAGGCUAGCUUGGGGACUAACAAGAGUAGCAAGGUUAAGGGGCAGGUGUUCAAGACUCCUUGCACUGCUGCUAGUAUUGGGCUUUGUUAG
Molecule: messenger RNA, 1650 nt
Organism: Glarea lozoyensis ATCC 20868
Lineage: Eukaryota; Fungi; Ascomycota; Leotiomycetes; Helotiales; Helotiaceae
Product: Heme-dependent peroxidase
Exons: 9
Coding region: 1-1650 (549 amino acids)
Biological process (GO): response to reactive oxygen species; cellular response to oxidative stress; hydrogen peroxide catabolic process
Molecular function (GO): heme binding; peroxidase activity
Source: RefSeq, a predicted model, not a curated record